AUAUGUGUCUUGUCCCACGUGACCAGUAUAUAUGUGUCUUGUCCCACGUGACCAGUAUAAAUGUGUCUUGUCCCACAGCCGACUGUGUGUCCCACGUGACCAGUAUAUAGGUGUCUUGUCCCACGUGACCAGAAUAUAUGUGCCUUGUCUCACGUGUCGACUGUAUGCCUCACGUGACCAGUAUACAUGUGUCUUGUCCCACGUGACCAGUAUACAUGUGUCUUGUCCCACGUGACCAAUAUACAUGUGUCUUGUCCCACGUGACCAAUAUAUAUGUGUCUUGUCCCACAGCCGACUGUGUGUCCCAAGGUACGUGUCAGUGUCCGGAAGGGGAACAGGGGGACCCAGAGCUUUUUUGUUACCUGCCAGGCUCCCAGGUGCUGGCGGUGUCCGGGGCAAACAGUCGACUGACCGGCUGGACCAACCAGCGAGAUGCUGACCUAGUUCUGCCCGGCCGCCUCCGACUCACGGGCUUCACGACUCAGCAGCUCAGCUCCGACCACUUGUGUCACUUCCAGAUCUUCGGAGAGACGAGAAUGUACCAGAACCGUCUCCUGCUGGUGGGAAUGGAAGUCAACUUCCGGCGGACAGGCGGUGACCUUGAACAAGACUGGGUGGCCACGCGAGUCAGAUGGGAGAUCAUGGCCGGGGAAAACACGAUCAUUGAGUGGGGCAGAAUUUACUUUUAUGAAACACCAGCGGAUUCGGACGUUCAGGACACAGAGGAGUCCGACUCCGAUCUCUCCGCCGGAAGUGGCAGCGGCGACUCCGACAGCACGUUCACGGACACAGAGACUGAUGACGUGACCCCGGCCUGGGGACCCCCCGUACAGCUGGACCUGGGCGGCGGGCAGACGGCGGCCUGGGUCCUGGACACCGACAACUUCGCGCGGCUCAGCCUGGCCGACUGCUCCACUGACGUCAUCUUCCGGUCCCCGCUCGUGGCCGACUUCCAGCUGACCAGAGAGGCCGGCAUGGGGGUCGUGUUGUCGCCACAGGCAG
Aplysia californica (California sea hare) is the source of this 1002-nucleotide messenger RNA. RefSeq lists its product as uncharacterized. Lineage: Eukaryota; Metazoa; Mollusca; Gastropoda; Aplysiida; Aplysiidae. The record is from RefSeq and is a predicted model, not a curated record.